AUGGAGUCGACCCGCACUGGACGGGAGAAGCGUUAUGAGUGCGACGUGUGUGGCAAGGCCUGGCAGUUCCCGAGCCAGCUGGAGACCCAUCUGCGGGUGCACACCGGAGAACGCCCCUUCAACUGCUCAGAGUGCGACAAGAGUUUCAAGAAGGCAAAUGCCCUGGUGACCCACCGGCAAGUGCACACGGGCGAGAAGCCCUAUGACUGCUCCACAUGCGGCAAGAGCUUUACCCAGUUGUCGGGGCUGUGGGAGCACCAGCGGGUGCACAGCAGUGAGCGGCCGUUCACCUGCUCUGACUGCGGCAAAGGCUUCAAGUCGUCCAAGCACCUGAAGGUGCACAGGCGGCUGCAUACCGGGGAGCGGCCCUCCACCUGCAGCGACGAGGGCUUUACCCAAUCCAGCGGCCUGCUGAAGCACCAGCGCUCCCACACAGGCGAGCGUCCCUACACCUGUGUUCAGUGCGGCAAGGGCUUCACCAGAUCCACCAGGCUGCUAGAGCACCAGUGCACCCACACCGGCGAGCGCCCCUACAUCUGUGCCCAGUGUGGCAAGGGCUUCACCCAAUCUGGCAGCCUGCUGGAGCACCAGCGCUCCCACACCGUUGAGCGUCCCUACACCUGCGCCCAGUGCGGCAAGGGCUUCACCCAGUCCACCCGUCUGCAGCUGCACCAGCGAACACACACCGGGGAGCAGCCCUACACCUGCGGCCAGUGCGGCAAGGGCUUCAUCUCCUCCAGCAGCCUGCUAAAGCACCAGCGCACCCACAACGACGAGUGCCCCUACACCUGUGCUCAGUGCGGCAAAGGCUUCACCCAAUCUGGCAGCCUGCUGGAGCACCAGCGCACCCACACCGGUGAGCGUCCCUACACCUGUGUCCUAUGCGACAGGGGCUUCACCCAGUCCACCAACCUGCAGCUGCACCAGCGAACACACACGGGGGAGCGGCCCUACACCUGCGCCCAGUGCGGCAAGGGCUUCUUCUGCUGCAGCAGCCUGCUGGAGCACCAGCGCACCCACACAAGGGAGUGGCCCUACACGUGCGCCCAGUGCGGCAAGGGCUUCACCUGCUCCUCCAGGCUACUGUCCCACCAGCGAAUGCACACCGGCAACCGUCCCGUCCCCAGCCUGGUGUGUGGAGAGCGCUUUGCCAUGGGCUCCGACGCCUUGUCUCACCAGCACGUGCACACCAGUGGCCAGACCUACAACUACCCGUACUGUGGUGAGGCGUUUGACAGCUUGCGGGGAUUGACGCAGCACCAGCAGACUCACACCGGCGAGCAGCUGCUCCCACUGUGACAAGAGCAUGGGGGCUGUGGGAGCACCAGCGGAUACACACCAGAGAGAGACCCUUUGUGUGCGCUGAAUGUGGCAAGGGUUUU
Amblyraja radiata (thorny skate) is the source of this 1382-nucleotide messenger RNA. Its product is annotated as zinc finger protein 229-like. Lineage: Eukaryota; Metazoa; Chordata; Chondrichthyes; Rajiformes; Rajidae. The record is from RefSeq and is a predicted model, not a curated record. The coding region runs from base 1 to 1299 and encodes 432 amino acids. The transcript is spliced from 2 exons. Gene Ontology annotation, biological process: regulation of transcription by RNA polymerase II. Gene Ontology annotation, molecular function: RNA polymerase II cis-regulatory region sequence-specific DNA binding; DNA-binding transcription factor activity, RNA polymerase II-specific.